Molecule: messenger RNA, 1611 nt
Organism: Cucumis melo (muskmelon)
Lineage: Eukaryota; Viridiplantae; Streptophyta; Magnoliopsida; Cucurbitales; Cucurbitaceae
Exons: 16
Coding region: 204-1388 (394 amino acids)
Source: RefSeq, a predicted model, not a curated record
CGGAAAAUUUUACCACCCCUUCUCUUCAAACUCCAAAAUUUUCGUAUCUACUUUUUCCUUUUAAAUUUCUACACCGCUCUCCCAUGGAUCUAUCCACCACCUGAUCCGCCCUUUCUUCUUCCUCCUCCUCCUUCCAUGUUUCAACCACUCUCAUAACUCCCUUCUCUCUUUCUCUCUUUCUCUCUCUCUUCAACCCCUCAACAAUGGCAGCUACUGAAACAGACUUUGAUCUCAGACAAUCUCCGCAGUCUAUCUACUCCGUCGGCGACUAUACUUUUGCGGAUGUUAAUAACUUGGACCAUUGCGCUAAGUAUUUGAACCAGACACUUAUCACAUUUGGAUUUCCGGCUUCGCUCGAUCUGUUCUCGAAUGAUCCGGUUUCGAUUGCGAGGACUUGCAAUUGUAUAUAUUUUUUGCUUCAGCAGAGGCAGCGUGACAUUGAGUUUAGGGAAUCUGCUAAUGAACAGAGACAGAGGCUACUUUCAGAUAUAUCAAGAUUGGAGACCAAAGUUGAGAGGCUAGAGUCGGUAGUACAAGCUAAAGAUAGGGAGAUUGCAACAAUUACACGAACAGAAGCAAAAUCUAAGGCUGCUUUCAAAGCUCAAAUUGACAAGCUACAGCAGGAAAAGGAUGAAUUUCAGAGAAUGGUUAUUGGAAAUCAGCAAGUAAGAACUCAACAAAUACAUGAGAUGAAGAAGAAAGAAAAGGAGUACAUCAAAUUGCAGGAAAGGCUAAACCAAGUCUUAAUGGAGAAAAAGAAGGAAUCUAGAUCAGGAAUGGAGAUAAUGAAUUUGCUACAGAAAGAAGGGCGACAACGGGGAACUUGGAAUGGCAAGAAGACUGAUAACGAUUUCUAUAAAAAGAUAGUGGAUGCUUAUGAAGUAAAAAAUCAAGAAUUGAUGUCAGAGAAUGCUGAUUUAAAGACAUUGUUACGGUCAAUGCAGGUUGACAUGCGGGAUUUCUUAAAUGCUCCUAAUGGACUACCUAAGCAGCCCCUCACAAUUAAUGAAAGAGUUGAAAGUGAAGGUGCACAGUCUCCAUUUGGUGGGAGGACGGAUGUUUUUGACCUUCCCUUUCAUAUGGCAAGAGAUAAGAUUGAAGAGAGCCUUCGGAAUAAGAUGGCUUCUAUAAAGGAGCGGAUGGGUCAGCUGCAAGAUGCUCAGAAAGAAUCUGAAGUUACUUCUGAAGCUACGGAGAGGGAACUUGAGUUAGAAGCACAACUUGUAGAGGCAAGGAGCAUAAUUCAGGAGCAGGCAUCGAUCAUGUCUAAACAUCUUGCCAAGUCGGAGAGGCCAAGAAAUCUUAAUGGCCCUUUUGAUUCUGGCAGAGAAUCCAUCAUUUCAUCUCCCACCGAGGGAGUAGGGAACAAACAAGCUCAGCGGCUAUAGAGUAUUAUAGAGUUGAGUUGCCGCAAGGACAAGCAAACGAGUAAGACCCAUCUUUUUGUAUAGCAAUUCUUAACUAGGUGAUUCAGGAGUCUUGUUCUACUUGUUUGAUUGAUACACACACUAAACGAAUAUAUAGCUCUAACCUUAAUUACUAAUGUGUAAUUAGUAUGUAGCCUUCUCCCUUUAAAUUAUUAAUGCCCCAUUCGUCGCGUAGUUUCCUUUA